Toxotes jaculatrix (banded archerfish) is the source of this 1639-nucleotide messenger RNA. It is a transcript of the gene rassf4a, whose product is annotated as Ras association domain family member 4a. Gene Ontology annotation, biological process: signal transduction. The record is from RefSeq and is a predicted model, not a curated record. Bases 157 to 1068 code for a protein of 303 amino acids. The transcript has 11 exons. Lineage: Eukaryota; Metazoa; Chordata; Actinopteri; Toxotidae.
GCCGUCUAUUGGAUCACCCUGUUGUCAGUUCUAUCCUCCAGCUCUGAAUGCCGCACGGCCAGGGAAGCAUGAAGAUAACCAACGAUAAGCGGGAUACAUCGCUGUAGUACGGAAGAAGACGGAGGACGCUCUCUGCUAUGCUGCACUCCAGACAGAAUGGGUGAGCAUCAGACGUACGUGAAGCUCAAUGAAGAGAAACAUAUACCAAAGUCUGACAUCUUGUCUCUACUGAAAACCUAUAAUUGUUACCAUGAAGGGAAAAGCUUCCAGCUGAGGACUCGUGAGGACGAUGGAGAGCUCAUCCUCGAGGGGUUGCUGAACAUCUACUGGGGUCUACGUCGACCAAUCAGACUUCAGAUGUACGAUGACAAUGAAAGAUUCCGUCUCAACCGAAACGACAGAUCUUCUGUGGCUUCCGCGGAGUCUAACAAUAAUUCACUGGGCAGAGAAACUGCACCAGCAGGUGGUGAUGUGGGUGGUCAGGAGGAAGAAGAGUCUCCUCAGCUGCUGAGGACCAGGAGUGAUGCUUCCUUUAUGCGGGUUCAAAGGAGGUCAAAGACACACACUGCCAGAGACCUGCAGCGCUUGCGCACACACAGGUUCUCAAUCAACGGACACUUCUACAACCACAAGACGUCUGUGUUUACUCCAGCCUAUGGUUCGGUCACUAACGUACGAGUAAACAGCUCCAUGACAACUGCACAAGUCCUCAACCUGCUGCUACAUAAGUUUAGGGUGGAGAAUAAUUCUGAAGAGUUUGUCCUAUAUAUGGUGCAUGAGUCUGGUGAGAGGACCCGCCUGAGGGACGGUGAAUACCCACUGGUGGCUCGUGUGCUUUAUGGACCCUGUGAGAAAAUUUCCAAGAUCUUCAUCAUGGAGGCCGACCUGGGAGAGGAAGUCACGUAUGAUGUUGCCCAGUACAUAAAGUUUGAGAUCCCUGUUUUAGACAGCUUUGUGGAGAAACUUAAAGAGGAAGAAGAGCGCGAGAUAAGCAAACUGACCAAAAAGUACAGUGCUUUGAGGUCGAUGAUUCUGCAUCAACUCGAAGGCAGAGAUCACACAGUGUAGAGUAGUGUGUGUGUGUGUGUGUGUGUGUGUGUGUGUGUGUGUGUGUGUGUGUGUGUGUGUGUGAGUGAGUGGCGUGGGAAGGCGUGGGUGCAACACUAAUGAUUGCUGAUUUACCGUGGGAACAUUUCCAGAUACUGUAGUGUGAAUGUAGAGGUAAAGGUAAAAGAGUAAAAGUGAAGGCUGCAAUAGAACCAUAUCAUACACCAAUGUGCUUCUACUUUUAGAAUUACAUAUCUCAACAGUUUGUAUGAUCUGUUUUGUUAAUGUUAUUACGAUACUAAGUGUUUUGAUAACUCUGCAAUUAUUAUAUUCACAUUUUGUAUUAAAAUUCUUACUGCAAAGAUGGAUAUUUGUACGUUCGGUUUUUGGUAAUGUUUUCUCUGACUUGGACCUUUUUAUGUAAUAAAUCAGUUUUAAUGUGGCCUUUAUAAAUGCUGCUGGAUCUCUGCUGACACCAAACAUAAUACUGAGCUCAGACUUCCCACAAAGAAAACAGCCAUCUUUAUUAUUUCCUGUACUUCCAUGGUGACUGGAGCGCAGAUUAGCAUUGUUCUUCUGAGUGAUCCACUGU